GAUUUUUAUCUUAGUGAUCCAAAAAUUCCAAAUCAUAAAGUUGCGGUUUUUCACUUAUCCCUACCGCAAACAACACUAAACUAAACCCAGAUUCUCCCCACAACCCUCACUCACUCCCUCCGCCACAACCCACUUCAAUUUCCCCCAAAUUUCAAACUCCUUUCACUUCCCCAAUUCACCAUCACCACCAUUCAUUCCUCUUUUUCCUUGAUUUUCAGGUUUCAUAGCUUCACAAAUGGAGAAUCUUAAUUUAGCCCUUGUUUCUUCCCCUAAACCUUUGCUUCUAGGACAUUCUUCCUCAAGAGACCUCUUCACAAGAAGAAAGCCUUUCACUUUUGGGAGGUUCUCCGUUUCUGCUAAAUCUUCCUCCUCUCAUGUUAUCAGGGCUGCUCCUAAAUCUGUGCAGGGGAAGCUGAUUGUGCAUAAUUUUGCUAGCAUUUCUUCUUCAACUACUCAAGAAACAACAUCAGUUGGAGUUAACCCCCAGUUAUCACCACCUCCACCUUCGACUGUAGGGUCACCGCUCUUUUGGAUUGGCGUUGGUGUUGGGUUUUCUGCACUAUUUUCAGUGGUAUCUUCAAGAAUAAAGAAAUAUGCAAUGCAACAAGCUUUCAAAACCAUGAUGGGCCAGAUGAAUACACAAAAUAAUCCAUUUGACAGUAGUGCCUUUUCCCCUGGAUCUCCUUUCCCCUUUCCAAUGCCUUCACCACCAGGGCCUGCUGCACCUGCCAGCUCUGCAGGUAAUCAAUCUCAAGCAACUUCCGCCCGACCUGCAUCUCAAUAUACGGUCACAGUAGACACAAAAACAAAAGUAGAAGCAGCCCCAGGCCCACACAUCAAUGUUAAAGAUAAAGUGGAAGGAAAGAAGGAACCCAAAAAACCUGCUUUUGUAGAUGUGUCCCCAGAAGAAACUGUGCAGAAGAAUGAAUUUGAAAGAUUUAAAGAUGUUGAUGACUCAAGUUCAUUCAAGGAAGCCCGGGCUCCAGCAGAAGCUUUUCAAAAUGGAGCUCCCUCUAACCAAGGUUUCGGCAAUGCGCCAGGUUCUCAGUCUGCAGAAAAAUCAGUCUUAUCGGUGGAUGCUUUGGAGAAAAUGAUGGAAGAUCCAACAGUGCAGAAGAUGGUUUAUCCCUAUUUACCUGAGGAGAUGAGGAACCCUUCUACCUUCAAAUGGAUGCUGCAGAAUCCUGAGUACCGUCAACAACUUGAACAAAUGCUAAACAACAUGGGUGGAGGCACUGAAUGGGACAGUCGAAUGAUGGACACCUUAAAGAAUUUUGACCUUAAUAGUCCUGAUGUUAAACAACAAUUUGAUCAAAUUGGGCUUUCUCCAGAAGAAGUCAUUUCAAAGAUUAUGGCCAAUCCGGAUGUUGCGUUGGCUUUUCAAAAUCCUAGAGUUCAAGCAGCUAUAAUGGAUUGUUCACAGAAUCCACUGAAUAUUGCUAAAUAUCAAAAUGAUAAGGAGGUCAUGGACGUCUUCAAUAAAAUAUCGGAACUCUUCCCAGGGGUUUCAGGCCCCCCUUGAUUCAUUAUUUUGUUGGUCAGAGUUAUCUACGCCUUUCCUGAUGAGCAGAGAGAUUAGCUAGAUACUGCAGGCUCACAGUUCCAAUUCCAUUGUGAUAUACAGAUAAUAAUAACUGUGGCUUGGUCUAAAUUGUUGCCAUAGUUGAAUUUUUGUUUUGCCAAAAUAGUUGAGAUUGUAUAUUGUUACUUUAAAUUCUUAUUUUUGAGGCAUUGUAUCUGUAGUAUGAUUUUCUUCUCUACUUGUGGGUGUUCCAAGACUUAGCUAAUUUGAACUUCAAUUUUACACUACCUGAAAAGACAAGUGUAAACGCUUCACAUAA
This is a messenger RNA of Trifolium pratense (red clover), 1841 nucleotides long. Its product is annotated as protein TIC 40, chloroplastic. Bases 236 to 1522 code for a protein of 428 amino acids. NCBI's taxonomy places the organism in Eukaryota, Viridiplantae, Streptophyta, Magnoliopsida, Fabales, Fabaceae. The record is from RefSeq and is a predicted model, not a curated record. Gene Ontology annotation, cellular component: chloroplast inner membrane; chloroplast thylakoid membrane. The transcript is spliced from 14 exons. Gene Ontology annotation, biological process: protein import into chloroplast stroma; chloroplast organization.